Molecule: messenger RNA, 7719 nt
Organism: Carlito syrichta (Philippine tarsier)
Lineage: Eukaryota; Metazoa; Chordata; Mammalia; Primates; Tarsiidae
Gene: GRK3
Product: G protein-coupled receptor kinase 3
Exons: 16
Biological process (GO): protein phosphorylation; regulation of signal transduction; G protein-coupled receptor signaling pathway
Molecular function (GO): ATP binding; G protein-coupled receptor kinase activity; G protein-coupled receptor binding
Source: RefSeq, a predicted model, not a curated record
UGUAGAAUUUCUUUUCCAUUCUUUCCAGCCAUACAUAGAAGAAAUUUGUGAAAGUCUUCGAGGCGAAAUUUUUCAAAAAUUUAUGGAAAGUGACAAGUUCACUAGAUUUUGUCAGUGGAAAAACGUAGAAUUAAAUAUUCAUUUGACAAUGAAUGAUUUCAGUGUGCAUAGGAUUAUUGGAAGAGGAGGAUUUGGUGAAGUGUACGGUUGCAGAAAAGCAGACACUGGAAAAAUGUAUGCAAUGAAAUGUUUAGAUAAGAAGAGGAUCAAGAUGAAACAAGGAGAAACAUUAGCCUUAAAUGAAAGAAUUAUGUUGUCUCUUGUCAGUACAGGGGACUGUCCUUUCAUUGUUUGUAUGACCUAUGCCUUCCAUACUCCAGAUAAACUCUGCUUCAUCCUGGAUCUGAUGAACGGGGGUGACUUGCACUACCACCUUUCACAGCAUGGGGUCUUCUCUGAGAAGGAGAUGCGGUUCUAUGCCACUGAAAUCAUUCUGGGCCUAGAGCACAUGCACAAUCGGUUUGUUGUGUACAGAGAUUUGAAGCCAGCAAAUAUCCUCUUGGAUGAACACGGACAUGUAAGGAUAUCAGAUCUCGGUCUUGCCUGUGAUUUUUCCAAAAAGAAGCCACAUGCGAGUGUUGGCACCCAUGGGUACAUGGCUCCCGAGGUGCUGCAGAAGGGGACCGCCUAUGACAGCAGCGCCGACUGGUUCUCCUUAGGCUGCAUGCUUUUCAAACUUCUGAGAGGUCACAGUCCUUUCAGACAACAUAAAACCAAAGAUAAGCAUGAGAUAGACCGAAUGACCCUCACUGUGAAUGUGGAACUUCCAGAUACCUUCUCUCCUGAACUAAAGUCCCUCUUGGAAGGCCUGCUCCAGCGAGAUGUCAGUAAGCGGCUGGGCUGUCAUGGAGGCGGUGCACAGGAAGUAAAAGAGCACAGCUUUUUCAAAGGUAUUGACUGGCAGCAUGUCUACUUGCAAAAGUACCCACCACCCUUGAUCCCUCCCCGGGGAGAAGUCAAUGCUGCUGACGCUUUUGACAUUGGUUCAUUUGAUGAAGAGGAUACCAAAGGCAUUAAGCUCCUUGAUUGUGACCAAGAACUCUACAAGAACUUCCCUCUGGUGAUCUCCGAACGAUGGCAGCAGGAAGUAACAGAAACAGUUUAUGAAGCAGUAAAUGCAGACAUGGAUAAAAUUGAGGCCAGGAAGAGAGCUAAAAAUAAGCAACUUGGCCAUGAAGAAGAUUACGCUCUGGGAAAAGACUGUAUUAUGCACGGGUACAUGCUGAAACUGGGAAACCCAUUUCUGACUCAGUGGCAGCGUCGCUAUUUUUACCUCUUUCCAAAUAGACUUGAAUGGAGAGGAGAAGGGGAGUCACGGCAAAACUUGCUGACGAUGGAACAGAUUCUUUCUGUGGAAGAAACUCAGAUUAAAGACAAAAAAUGUAUUUUGUUCAGAAUAAAAGGAGGAAAACAAUUUGUCUUGCAAUGUGAGAGUGAUCCAGAGUUUAUGCAGUGGAAGAAAGAGUUGACCGAAACUUUCACCGAGGCCCAGCGGUUACUACGCCGCGCUCCGAAGUUCCUCAAUAAACCUCGAUCCAGCAUUGUGGAGCUCGCAAAGCCACCCCUGUGUCACAGAAACAGUAAUGGCCUCUAGCACCCAGCAGCAGCAAGAGCCUACAAGGAGUCUACACUGGGGUUUUCCGCCCUUGAGCAGAGCCUUUGGAGACAUGUGAGGGUGAGACAUCUGACUAACUGACCACUGGCUCUUCCACUCUAGGAAGACCAGGACACCAACAUGCUCCUAAUAGGAGUCGGGACUGUCCUCAGGCUCGGGGUCAGCCUUGUCCCCUUCCUGAUCACAUUUGUCCACAACUGAAACUACUGAAGACAUGAAAGUCCUUUUUCUUUGCUACAUACUUCUUUUGGUAUCCUGUGAAUCUAGAACUUGAAAUGAUUCCGACUUAUGACUCAGAUUUUUAUGUGUGAUAUGAGACACAUCUUAGACUUUCCAGUGUUGGGUAAUAGAUUGCCCUAAGCAUUGCCAUAUUUUAUCUAUAUACAGCCUCUGCUGAUUUUAUAUGUCUUUGCUUCAUCUUUUUGGGGGCUGCCAGAGCCACCAUGUGUUUCUUUUGUGCACUUCAAAACUGACUUCUUCUUUGUCCUGAGGUUAAAAGUUGAAGAUAUUUUUUGAUGAGGGUACCCUUGGGCCCUGUCCUGGGAGCUGUGCCCACAUGCGUUGCCCUGCCUCUGCCCAGGCUGUUCUGGGUUUACAGGGUUAACUAAUCAUUGAAGGCAUCCAUCUGUCAGUCAUUGAAAGAUUCUGAGUAGAGCUUUAGGUUUCAGGGACGAUAGCAAUUUCCAGAAGUCUUCACGUCCAGCGUGCUCAAGUGGACAGCAUCUCUCUGAGUCUGGGUACAAAGAAACACUGUGGGUGAGGCCUUCUUGGGUCUCAACAACGAGUAGUCAUAUGACCAUCAUUGUGAUUCCUUCUACCUGACCCCAGGAAACAUAUCAGUAAUGGCCAUGCAAAAAAAGGUCUGUUUUACAUUUUAGUAUAAUUUAAAAUGAAUUUUAUUGAAAAGCAAAUGCUGAAGAAUGACUGUGUCACCAUGGGGUAACUGUGUAUAUUGACUUUUAUGUUGUUAUUUGUCUGUCAUUAAUGAAUGACAUUUUGCACUGGGCUGUUGUACACGGUGGUGACAUUAGGACCGAAGACUUGUCGCCUGAUCCCAGCAGCAUCCUCCCCUGAAGCUUGUUUUCCCAUUGCCUCCAUGCCUUGUUGACACCCCUGAGUCAAUGCUGAUUUGUGAGAACCAGCAAAGUUCCCUGUGUCACCAGGCUAAAAAAUAAUAAUUUAAAAUGUUCACAUAUUUGUCCUGUUCUUGGUAUAGUUUUAUUGUAUGUCCUUUAAGUUAACUACUAAUGACAUAAAUAACUUGACAUCAUGAUAAUCUGUAUCCUGUCCUCAAUAGUUUUAGUGUUUCCAAAUCUUUGUUUUUAUAUUUGUGUACUGUGUUCAUUGGGAAAGUCAGCACUUUUCAGUGAAAUUUGUGAUUGUGUGUUGUGAGUUUGGAAGAUAAUUUAUGGAAAGAGUAUAUUAUUUCAUGGGAUUACUGUGGAAAAGAACUUUUGGAGUUUGUUGUCCAUCUCAGCUAUUAGUUGGGAGUUAAAUUAGCAUUCAUGUUCUACCGUCUGUGAUUUCCAGCGCAGGAAGAAGGAUACCACUUACAUGAAUUCCCCUUACUCAAAAGGGAAGAAUAGUAUUCAAAUUAGGCUUGAAAGCACCACCAGAAACAGAAAAGCCACUAUUUUUGAAGAGGAGUGUCUUCCCAGCUCUGGUUAUUCAUAGCCAUGACUGUUGUAGUUCCAUCUGGGUUGGCAGGCUUAUGUGUGCUCAGCCUGUGCAGUUUGGGAAGCGCUGCGCCCACAUCUCUCCAGAUAGAGACAAGGCCUCCUGUCAAGAAGGCGAUGAAGCAAGAAGGCAUCAUGACUCCAUCAGGACUGGGCACAGCGUCGUCCUUCUCGUAUCCGGGUUUUAGCUACGCAGUGUUCAAAAAGAUUAUCAAACUGUCCUAUACUUGACAUAAAAUUACCAAUCCACAUCUCUUCCAAAAAUUUCAUUUCUGCUCUGAAGUAGAACAUACAUUCACCUCUCUUUUAGGAAAAAAAUAUGAAUUGGAAAAUGUCCCAAAAGCCCCUUUGCCUCAAACUUAUUCCCCAGCUCACACUUGAUUUACAGUGAGAUGGCUGAGAAGAUGUCAUUUAUUAAAAGUGUUUUGUGAGAUUAGGAUGGGCUGCUUCUGAGGGCGGUUAUCGACUGUGUGAGAGGCUGGUUUGGUGUUCUGGAAGGCCAGCCUUCUGCUGGCAUGUUAUAAUGGAGGCGUUUUUUCCACCAGACAGAAAAUACAGCUGUGCCUAUACCAGGUACCCGCGUGGUCCAAGAAGUCGGUUGGGUUAGAAGUCUUGGUGGACUUUGCUGUUUUAGCUUUCCAGAGUGCUACAUAAUUCCUAGAGGUUUACCUUCCUUACAUUUGGACUAUUAAAAAGAACAAAUUUCAGCUCACAUUUUCUCACAUUUUAGACUUCUACGGUUGGGACAUUUUAACGUCAUCAAGGAAGAUAAUUGAGGUUGAUAUUUUUAUUAAAUUAUGUUAUAUUUUGUCUUGAUUUCAUAGUCAAAGGAAUCAAUAAAGCAGUGACUAAAAAUAAUAAACUGCUUUCAGCUGCUAUACAGCAUAUAUGGAGUAAAGGUAAAACAUUUGUGAAUCCAAGUUUAUUCUUUUUAACCUGAAACAUUCUCUUUGGUGCAUUUAACCCCUCAUGUCAGUAGGAUUAAUUGUUUUUCCCUCUUUGUCAUAGUUAAGUAUGAUUUUUCAGCAAAACUUCUAGAACUGGGCUUGUUUCUCUGUUAAAGUGCUCCUGCCUCUAAUUGGUCAGUUCACUGACAUUUCCGUGUCAAAAUCCAUAUAUGAGAAAAAGAGGCCACAUGUGCUGAGGCAUACUGGGGAGAGAAAGCAUUCUGCUCACACAGGACCGCAGCCACAUACUGCGAUCUUCUUGGUGACAGACAAGGUCUAGCUUGUUUGCAGUUUGAAAUAUGCCACAGGGAUACAAGAAACCACUCUUUUAGGACCUUCUUGGCCAUAAGAAAAAUUUAUACCAAUUGACAGUGGGAUUUCACUAGAUUAAAGAGAUCAAAGGGUAAUUUUUUUUUCUGAUUUAUUUCAUUCAGAAUUUGUAGUUGAACUGAUUCAAUACAUUUGACUUUUCAACAGAAUUGAUUUUCCUAAUAAGUGUUUCAAAAUUUUAACACAUCAAGAAGAAAAUAGAACCCACAAAGUUUGAACCUUUUCACCUGAUAUAAAUCUAUAAAAAUGCUUUGUUAUGUGCUGGAUUUAUCGGGUAUGAUUUAAUCAUAUGCCAUUUUUUCUCAUUUAUGUUCAGGGAAAUGUUUCUGUGUCAUUCAGAGAUGUUUGAUGAAUUAACACCUUCUCACCCAGUGUGGGGGAUUUACUUGUUCUUUGUACUCGAUGAGUUGGGCUUCACUGGGAUCUGUGAGAGGUGGUAGGUAGAGUGGGUGUCACCAAAAGAAGAAUAGUAAUAGAAAUGGGGUGAGGGAAGAAAGGAGUUCAUUUGCUAAUCAGAAUCAUUCGUCUUACAUGUAAAACACCAAGGAAAUGACUGAGUUAAGGUUGGUGGGUUUUGGGUUGUUUUUUUUUUUCUAUAACAGGGGUGGUUUUUUCCCCCCUUAUAAUUACAAUAAUAACUAGUGUAAGACUCAGUCAUUUUCUUUUUGAAUAUGAAGCUGCUGAACUGAUUAAAAGGCCUUUUGCUCUCCCAGGACUUUCCAAGGAAGUUAUGGUGUCCUGCCUGUCCUCCAGAGCCCUCCUGUGAAGGAGUGGGGGCCUCAGGCCUAAAGCAGCACCGGCCACCUCUGAAACACUUGUGCUGGUGUGUGCACUUUGCAGCCCAUGGAGGUGGAGAGAUGGUGUCACUGUGGAUGCAUUAUCCAGUUGGUCAGCUGGGAACAUAGUGACAAGUCCCUGAUGUUCUAGUCAAUCCCGCAGAAUAACAGCCUCCUAGCCUGUUUGUGCCAUGUCCACUUAACAGUGAGCUUUAAUAGUUUACAUUCUAAAAAAAAAAAAAAGUUUCCUAAAGAUCUAACAUGAUUUUUCCCUCCCAUGUAAGGUUUACUUGAGAGGUUUGAAUUAAUUACUUAAACUCACGUUAAUAUGAAGUUUUAUUUUUUAAAUCCAGGCCACAUUUGAACAAAUUUUACUAUGGAAUGAAUUAAAGCAAAACUAUAAAAUAAUACUCUUUGGUUUCCUCAAGUCAUGAUGGGCUUGAGAUUUUCUUUGUCCUCAAAGACUGAAAGAGAUGUUCUUUUGCAGCGGAAUAGCAGGGGUGCCUCCCACAGCCCACUCGAAGACCUGGCUGUGUUUGUGUUGACUGAUAAAUGCAAGACCCCAAAUUUUAAUUUGGCUUUAUUUAAAACAAGCAAACAAAAACUACAGAAAGUGUGUUAACAGUAUAUGCAUUUCAUCAAAAACAUGGAGGAGGAAAAACUCUUCAUUUUAGAGUUAAAUAACUGAAAUUCAUACAGUAAAAUUAGCUCUGUUGUAUCUAAUAAUCUCAAAAUCAUCUCUGAAAAUUCAUAACGAGGCUUCUGGCUUUUAUUUUGUCCUAAAUAUUGGUUGUCUUUGAUGUAAGGGUAGGGAAUGGAGAAAUCAUUUCAAUUGUGUAUUUGUAUUACAAAGAACUUGAAAUUUAAUUUGUUUUUUAGCUGAUGAUGUUCUAUGAUGUAUAUAUUGUGUGUGGUUUAUAAGCUAAACACUGGCCUUUUUUUUAAAUUUUAUUGUUAAAUUGUAUUUUUCUAUGUUUUAACUAAUUAUAAUAGAUUUGGCUUUUUCUGGAUAACAUAAAGAUUGCCAAACUGUAUAUAUAUACAUAUAUAUAUAUAUAUAUAUAUAUAUAUAUAUAUAUAAAACAAGAGUUCUAUUUUAGCGCAAAAGCAUUUUAUAUUGUUUAUUGCGUCCAUAAGUUUAUUUUCAUCACAAACAUUCCAUAUCAUUUCUGCUCCUUCUUGUUUGUGUAGUUUAUUAUUCAAGGAAUGACAGCCCUUUCUGUUUUUCAUACAAUAAAACUGAAAUAAUGCAUGUGGGACAGACAGCUCUUCUCACUGCCGUGAACCGUCUUCAUCAGCCGUUUAUCUUCUGGUCUGUGCCAGAGCCGUGUGACUGUGUCUUAUAGUAUCCGGCAGCAAAUUUGGUGUGAAAUACUGCUUUCAUCUACCUCUUCUGAAGGCCUGUUAUUCAGUGACAAGUAUCCCAAAGGCUUUAUUCUGGACCGGCUGUAUCAAAAGAAUUUCUGUGAGAUGCUGCGGUGCGAUUCCCUUAUAACCUGGAUUUGUUGAUAAAGCCACAGCAUCGUCCAGGGGCCCCGGCGAGCCAGGCAAGUCGAGAUCCCUUCUGCAGAGCCAUCCUUGGGAUUCGAGGUGCAACUGCUCUUACUCUUAGUGUGCCAGUCUCCUGCCAUCCAUCUCCCCAUGGCCUCAAGAUUUGACGAUGGGACCUGGUUUUACACUUCUGUGCGAAGGCAAGCUGUGUUGAAAAACACGGCUGUUAGGAGUCACACCUCUGAAGGUGACCUUUUCCCCCUUCACUAUUUCAAAAUGGUUUGGAAAAUGGGGUCAUGUAGGCAAAUGUCCUCAUGUGUGAUGAAAACUUUGUAAGAAUUCUUAUUUUCUAAUGGGCCCUUGGGUGUUUAUGUGAAAUAGAAUGAAGACCUGUGGGGUGCCUCCUCCCUCUUCCCUCUGCCUGUCUUCAUAGUUGCGGAGCCAUCAACGCUGUUACUAUAUUCUUGGCAAAGUGUAAUCCCCUUAAAGAAAUAAAUCCAUUUUUCAUUGUGCAUUGAUAUACAAAAGUGAAGCCAGUGAACUAGGUAUUAUAAAUCUAGAUGGUGUACCUAGCAAAUAUCAUUUGUUUGAUCUCUCUUCUUAUAUAUCGUGCCAGUGAAGGUUUAUAAUCCCUUCCCAGUACACGCUCCCUAGUGCACGUCUGAAAUCGUGUCCUCUGUGAGAUGCUGCUUCACAUGUAAGGCCCCUUGCCCUGUGGUUGGUUAGCAUCACCAUCUUUUACAGUUAUUUUGCAGCAGCUAGGCUUGUUUUCUGUGUUGGCAAAUUGCUUAUAUAAAUCUCAAUAAAAAAGAUGUGCACAAAGA